AUGGGGGAGAACAGUUCAAUGAUUUCUGGUGGAAGGAAUGCAAGGAAGAUGAAAUUUGAUGAAACAUGGGAUAUGCUCAAAAAUGAAUAUCGCAUAAAGAGGGUGUUGGAGGAGAGGCGGAUUCAGAAAGAAUGGAAAAGAAGUUGGGAAAUGCUAAACAUUGGGAGUGAGGUUAAUGUGACGUCUGGCAGUGGUCCUAGAAGAAGUGCUCGUUUAUGGAGCCAAAUAACUGGGAAAGAGGUUGUGGUUGAAAGAUUGACUGAUGGGAAACAUGAUAACAGUUUGGCGAGUGGAGAUGUGGCUAACAGGAGGUCUUCUCCUGUUACGAUUGCAAAAGAAAAGAGGAGCAGGAGGGUGGAAUCCAUUGAUACGAAGGAAGAGGAUGGAUACAAAUACUAUUCCUGGUGUAAGGUUAUUGAUUCUGUCAAAGUAGCUUCUGAAAAUGUGCUUCAAUUUCCUCAAGAAGUCGUCCGCAACUGCUUGGACAAGCGCUAUACGCGCGUCUUGUUUCGUGAUUCUGACUUCAAAAGGGUAUUCAAGUGUGAGCUUCAUUAUUCCAAGAGGGAGUAUGGAGUUGAGAGAUAUCUUUGGAAGGGUUGGUGCGAUUUUGUGAAGGAAGGAGGCAUUCAAGAUGGUGACCGGCUGAGGUUUGUAAUAUGCGAUAAACCUUGUUCAUCAGUGCAACCUGGGACACAAAUGGUAGCUGUGGCAGUGGUCAACCGAUCCCGUUGUGGAUAAUGCAGUUGAAAUAUGAGUGUGUUAUGUAAUGAUAGUUUUAGUAAUGAUGGUGUGACAAUAGUUAUGUAUUAGUGGUGGGGUUGUGUUUGUUUUAUGUUGUUCGAAGCUUGAUGUAAUUUUAAGAAG
This is a messenger RNA of Vicia villosa (hairy vetch), 864 nucleotides long. RefSeq lists its product as uncharacterized. Lineage: Eukaryota; Viridiplantae; Streptophyta; Magnoliopsida; Fabales; Fabaceae. The record is from RefSeq and is a predicted model, not a curated record. The transcript is spliced from 3 exons. Bases 1 to 738 code for a protein of 245 amino acids.